Messenger RNA from Closterium sp. NIES-67, 1807 nucleotides. Lineage: Eukaryota; Viridiplantae; Streptophyta; Zygnematophyceae; Desmidiales; Closteriaceae. The record is from the annotation of a GenBank genome assembly.
UCACUCUCUCACCCGUGUGACAGACCAUCCCUCUCACCCCACAGCAUCACCAACACGGGCGAUCCCCUUCACUGCACUGCAUGAGGGAGUCUCAAAAGGCUUAUAAACACACCCAACACGCAAGCUCCUUUCAUCUCUGGACCAGCGACGCAUCAGUCGCUUUACUGUCACUUGUGUCUCACGCGAUCAGCUCAUCGAGUCAAGCUUCUUCCGGAUUCUUGUUUGUGAAGGAUAGCUAUCGCGGUUUGCCGCGCACGUCAACCCGAUACACCUGGAAAAAGAUCCGUCAAUUUCGCCGAUCGCUGGUCAACGAUUGUUCGCCUUCGCCGACGCGAAACAACAUGGCGACAGCUCUCCUCUCGCACGCGGCGGUCCCCGUCGCGGUAACAUGCGCGAAAUCGACAACGGCCUCUCGUAACCGCGUCGCCCUCAAGUCGCCCUUCGCGGGGACCAGCCUCCGCCUGCCCGCGCGCCUCCCCUUCCCCCGCGCGCGGAAACCCGCGGGGAUCUCCGCGGUGAUCGAGAUCGAGCAAGAGGAGAUCCUUACGACCCCGCGCGAUCCGCCCAAGACCAUCCUCGAGAAACUCGAGGAGCUGGAUGACGUGGGCGUGCCGCACCAGGUGUUGUGGUCCGAUGUUGUAACCGUUAAGAAGCGCCCGUAUUUCUUCAACCGCGAGUGGCUUCCGAAAGACAUUGGGUACGCCGUGUUCCUCGGCAGCAUCCACCUGCUCGCGCUCGCCGCGCCGUUUACCUUCUCGUGGGAGGCGUUCGAGUGCUUCGUCGCCAUGUACGUCAUCACAGGCAUGUUCGGAAUUACGCUCUCGUUCCAUCGCCAUCUGACGCACCACAGCUUCGUGCUGCCCAAGUGGCUCGAGUACACUUUCGCCUACUGCGGUGUCCUCGCCUGUCAGGGUUCUCCGUUUGAGUGGGUGAGCGCUCACCGCAUUCACCACCGCUGGUGCGACAAACCCGAGGACGUUCAUACGCCUUAUGAGGGGUUUUGGUACAGCCACGCUGGCUGGCUGCUCGAUAACGAGGCGCUAAACGCCAGGCUGGAGGGCAAGAACAACAUAUACGACCUGACCAAGGAUCCGUUCUACCAGUUCAUCGAUAAGACCUACAUCUGGCACAUCGUCGCCUCCGUUGUCGCUCUCUACGCGCUCGGCGGCUUCCCCUUCGUCGCAUGGGGCUUCGCGCUGCGCCUGGUGUGGGUGUACCACAUCACGUGGUUCGUCAACUCCGCCUCGCACGUUUGGGGCGACCAGCCGUGGAACACGGGGGAUCUUUCUCGAAAUAACUGGUGGGUGGGCAUUCUGGCGUUCGGUGAGGGCUGGCACAACAACCACCACGCGUUCGAGUACUCGGCGCGCCACGGUUUGGACUGGUGGCAGAUCGAUAUGACGUGGUACACCCUCAAGCUGCUGGAAGCCGUUGGAUUGGCCACCAAUCUACGGUACCCGCGCGAGAAGCACAUGAAGAAGCUCGCUUUCCCCGACUCCCCCCUCGCGAAAAAGGCCUAGGUGUUACUUCGGUAACACCGAAAUAAAUAUGCGCUACAGUGUUUACAAAAGCUGUGGAUGCAUAUUUCUAUAGUGGCUGUCAUCGUGUACAUUGGGUAGGUUCUCCUGGUUUGGAGGGAGCUGCCUCCCUGAUAGCCGCCUGAUGGCUGCUUAUCAUGCUCUUUUGUAGAUUCCCCCUUUUGCUGAGGGCUAUGGGAUUUGGGAUAUUGUGAGCUCUUCUAUAGUGUGUUAUGGGUGAUUAGCAGCAUGCACCAAUAUAUUGGGCUAACCUUUGAAUGGCCAACUAU